Messenger RNA from Cyclocybe aegerita, 2715 nucleotides. NCBI's taxonomy places the organism in Eukaryota, Fungi, Basidiomycota, Agaricomycetes, Agaricales, Hemipholiotaceae. The record is from the annotation of a GenBank genome assembly.
AUGUCCUCCUGGUCUGCUUCGUCAUACCCUCCUCCGCCCCGUCGUUCUCGUUCUCGUUCUCCUCCACGCGGAGGGUACUCCUCAAGCAGGCCGUACCCUGACUCUUACCCGGACUCAUUCAGACCAGACUGGGACCCCUACGAACGGGAGAAGUACUACGAGCGCGACCGCAUGCCUUACGACUAUGGAAGGAGAAGGAGUCGUAGUCCUCCAAUGGAUGAUACAGGCAGAAAGCGACGAAGAUCGAUGUCACCGUAUGACAGAGAACGAUACGACCCACGGCCACGCUUCAGCGAUGACUACGAUGCGCAUUCGCGCUAUGGGUACUCUUCACCACGUCGUCACUCAGGACCCUUCCCACCUUCUCGGAGAGCUCCGCCCGACCCGCACACCUUUGACUAUCCAGCAUCUCUGAAGCAAUAUGCGGACUGGUUCCGUUAUUUCUACCCGCAGCAAGCCAUCGAAGAAGACAAUGCGGACAAAGCUGCUGAGCAGGAGGCAGGUGACGGCUCAAAGCCUCGUAACGGCAUCAAAAGUAGAUGGGAGAAGUACAAGAAGGAAUUCUCUGCAACUCAGCUUCAAACGAUGUUUGAACACCAUAGGAAAUCGCCAUGGUUUGCCGAAAAAUAUGACCCAGCACCAGAGUUCGAAAACCUUCGUACCCGCGUGAGAAAGGAAGGUUGGAAAGGCCGCCUUGGCGCCUUUUUGCAUGACCUCGAGUCUGGCAAAUUCGACCCAGACCUGCGUGAAUCCGAAGCUGCACCAACGUCGCCUGGGAAGGAGAAUGGCAAUGUCGACACUGUUGCUGAUGGGAAUGUGUUGACGGACGACACUAAGAUUGGUCUGGGCGACGAUGACAUGCAGUUUAAUCCAGAGCCAGAGGACGAUGCUGGUGAUCAGGAUGGGGGACGACCAGAGACGAAUGGAAAGUCAGUUGGCUUCAAUAAACAGAACAACCGCGGAGAGGAAAUUUCGGUUCCACCAGAAGGAAAUCAGGUGAUGAUUCGCACCAUCCCCCCUGAUAUCGGUCGCGUGAAGUUGGAAGAGGCCUGCUCUAAAAUUCCUGGAUAUAUCUAUAUUGCUCUCGGAGAUCCUUUGCAAAAACGCAACUAUUAUCGUGCGGGCUGGCUUAGAUUCAAAGACGAUGCGGAUAUGUCCGCUGUUAUAUCUGAGCUGUCUGAGAAAAAGAUUGAAGGUUUUAAGUUGCACGUAACACAUAAUACUCGACCAUUCGUAAACAAAAUUCGGUUUACACCAGAACUUGCCAGCCGGCCUGAUAGGCUGUCCAAGGAUUUGGACAAUGCCAAACUACUUGCUGCAGUCCUAGAGGAACAGGCGGCUAGACUCCGACAUUGGAAACCUUCGACCUCGUCAGCCGCAACAGACGCGACAAAUGGUGACGCAGAACGUGUCAAGGAUGAAACUAACGGGGACGCUUCGAUGGCUGAACCCGAAGAGGUGGAGGAGGAACCGAAAGAGCGUGGAAGUGAGGCUGUGGAGAGGCGGAUUGAAAAAAUCAUGGCGGAGAUGAAGGAUCAGGGUCUUGUGGAUACGAUGGAUGAUAAGGUUUAUGAAGCCAAAAAGGUCGUUAUAUCUCUUGACAUGUACCUCGCAUAUCUGCGGGCUGCAUUUCACACAUGCUAUUAUUGUGCAGUUGUCACCGAUCAUCUUGAAGAACUACAGCGUAAGUGUAUCAAGCACCAAAGGAAGCUGUUGUCGAAGUUGCUCCUUGACGAGAUCAAAUCUGCUGAGGCUGAGAAGGAAAAGAAAGCCAAAGAAGAGGACAGCGAAACACCCGUUGACGGGGAUGAUAAGGCAAAGGUCAAGGAGAAAGAGAAAGAGUCUAAGAAGCACGAUAAUAGGGACUGGAAACGCAAUGACGAAAGAUGGCUUGAAUGGCUGGACUCUAAGAUUGCACUUCUUACCGAUCGCGAAGGCGUCGAUCCUCGUGAAUACGGUGGCAAGAGCUAUGAAGACGAGCUGAGCAAGAUUGUGGAACCAUACAUUAAACAAGAAGAUGAGGGUAAAUUCAGGUGUAAGACAUGUCAGAAGCUAUUCAAGGCGACAUCAUUCGUCGAGAAACAUAUCGCAAACAAGCAUCCCGAGCUGGUCAAGCCACUGGACGAGGUCCCCUACUUCAAUAAUUUUGCCUUAGAUCCUCAUCGAAUCCAACCUUUUGCCCACCCACCUGCUUCCAUUGGCAACAGUAGCCAAGCUCCUCCUCAGGCUUAUGGAUUGCAAGGUCCUGUCUCUUAUCACGGCGCCGAUUAUGGACGUGGCGGCCCUUACUACGGAGGUAACUCCUAUCCUCCUGCUGGUUAUCCUCCACCUCCCUACCACAACAGCUGGGAUACCCAUCCUGGAGGUGGCUACCCAGGAUCCUACCUCUCUUCGGCCUCCUCGCGACGAGAUGAAGGUUCAGGCAGGAGGUUGAGCGACCGCAUCAGCGGUUUUGCGCCGAACGAGGGUUCUGUGAUUCCCCCUGGCGCAGGCCUACCACCUAAACCUACACCCGCAGCACUAGAUACAGCCCUUGCAGCUGGGAACCCUUCGUUGACAAGGAGGAAUAAUCGCAACGGAACCAGUCAGCCUACUGGCCCGCCUCCCCCACCGCCUCCAGACGCCAAGGAAGACCCACGGGCCGCUGCUGGCAAGAGGGUUAGCUACCACGACAUGGAUCUGGUAGCAGAGGGCGAUGUUGAACUGAUGUAUUAA